Molecule: messenger RNA, 1545 nt
Organism: Chironomus riparius
Lineage: Eukaryota; Metazoa; Arthropoda; Insecta; Diptera; Chironomidae
Source: the annotation of a GenBank genome assembly
AUGUUUGUAAGAAGUUUAAAGUUAUUUACUAACAACAACCUGUGCUUGCAACGGAAUUUAGCAUUGAAUAUUCAUGAGAAUAAAUCGAUACGCUCAAUAUCCACAUCAGUGUAUUUAUCUAAUAAGUAUGAUGAGCUAUAUAAAGAGAGAUAUGCAACAUUUAAGUCAAAAAAAUUACCAAAGAAUGUUAAUAGACAUGGAGUUUUUGCAGCCAAUGAGCUUGAUUUAGAUGAAGUAGAAGUUUACGGCUUUGAUUAUGAUUACACAAUCUCAUGCUAUAAAAAGAAUCUCAACUAUUUACUUUAUAAUCUUGGAAGAGAUAGUCUCGUGCAACGAUACAAAUAUCCGAAAGAUAUUUUGAAUCUUGAUUACGUGCCAAAUUAUACUAUUCGAGGUUUGCAUUACGAUAUCGAAAAAGGACUGCUGCUGAAAUUAGAUUCAUUCUUGCAAAUACAGUUAGGAACAGUCUACAGAGGACUCACACCAGUUCCAGAUGACGAAGUAUUGGAAAUUUACAAAAAUCGUGUAAUUCCUGUCAAAUAUGUUGAGGGUGACAGGCAGAACGGUCAAAAUGGUCGUAAAAUGGUUCAACUAGCGGAUCUUUUUUCCGUUCCUGAAAUGUAUUUACUCUCAACUGUGACAGAGUUUUUCAACAAGCACCACAUAGAUUACCAUCCAGAAAUAAUGUUUAGGGAUGUUAAAAAUGCUAUCGGUUCUUCGCAUCCAGUUAUGCAUAAAAUAGUUGGGGAUCAUGUAAAAGAGUACAUUAAGGAGGAUACCAAUAUGAAACGCUUUUUCCAACGCCUAAUAAAUUCAAAUAAAAAACUUUUUUUAGUCACGAACAGUCCAUUUCCUUUUGUAAAUAAAGGCAUGACAUUUUUAUGUGGAGAUGACUGGAGAGAAUUUUUUGAUGUCAUAAUUGUAAACGCAAGAAAACCAAAGUUUUUUACCGAACACUCGAGACCUUUAAGAAUCUAUGAUGAGAAAAUGCAUACUCACACCUGGGACCGUGUUACUAAGCUGGAAAAGGGAGUUAUUUAUUAUGAAGGAACAGUCAAAACAUUGCAAAAGCUUACUGGUUGGUAUGGACACAAAGUCUUGUAUUUUGGAGACCAUCCAUACUCUGAUUUAGCUGAUGUUACAUUGGAACAUGGAUGGAGGACAGGUGCUAUAAUUAAUGAACUAACUCACGAAAUAGAAACACUAAAUAAUGAUGAUUUCAAAAUGAGUGCUAAUUGGCUACAAAUGCUGACAAGUUUGAUGGAGGAUAUUCAAGACCAUGAAACUGUUGAAUCUGAAGAGGCUCUGCAAAAAUGGGCAAAAGAAAGGGAUGGAAUUAGAUAUAAAAUGAAACAAAUCUUCAACCCUCAAUUCGGAUCAGUCUUUAGGACAUAUCAUAAUCCGACAUAUUUUAGUAGACGAUUAUUCAGAUUUGCUGACAUUUACACAAGUAAAAUAACUAAUCUCUUACAUUAUUCAGUAAAGCAUACAUUUUAUCCCAGAAGAGGUGUGAUGCCACAUGAAUAUUUAUCCUAUUUCAUGUAA